AUAACUUCCUUCCUUAUAACUUCGUAAAAGAGUUAGUACUUUAAAAAUUUGGUUAACCGCAAGGUGUCAUUUGAGAAAAAUGUCGGCAUUGAAGGAGUAUAAAAAUACAUUUUCCGACAUCUCAAACCUAAACUAAAUCAUUACUCACCUCAGCCAAAAAUGUCCGAGGCCGCUGUAUGUUUUUCGAAGCACAAAAUCGUGCCGGAUAUCUUGAAAACGUGCCCCACUAGUUUGCUUAAGGUAACAUAUGGCGGUGGGCAGAUGGUGGACAUGGGCGGAGAAUUGACACCCACACAGGUGAAGGAUCAGCCAAAUGUUGAGUGGGAUGCGGAUCCGAACGCCCUAUACACGCUUAUCCUUACCGACCCGGAUGCGCCAAGUCGAAAGGAUCCCAAGUUCCGCGAGUGGCACCACUGGCUGGUGGUCAAUAUUCCAGGAAACCAAAUUGAAAACGGUACGGUUUUGACCGCCUAUGUGGGUUCCGGUCCGCCGCAAGGAACCGGGCUUCAUCGCUACGUCUUCCUGGUCUACAAACAGUCUCAAAAGCUCACGUGCAGCGAGCCUAAAAUCCCGAAGACCAGCGGCGAAAAGCGAGCCAAUUUCAGCACCACCAAGUUCAUGAGCAAGUAUAAACUGGGAGAUCCCAUUGCCGGCAACUUUUUUCAGGCACAGUGGGACGAAUAUGUGCCCAAGCUUUAUAAACAACUGUCCGGUAAAAAGUAGCCUAAAGUCUUGUUUUUAAAAUCACGUUUCCAGGGCCGAAAAUAAUUUGAUUGCUUAAUUUUACAAUUAGGUUGUGCUUAAUUCCAAAUCCUUGUAUUUCGACCUGUAAAAUAAAAUAAUAUAUAUCAACAAGAA
Messenger RNA from Drosophila takahashii, 858 nucleotides. RefSeq names its product protein D2. NCBI's taxonomy places the organism in Eukaryota, Metazoa, Arthropoda, Insecta, Diptera, Drosophilidae. The record is from RefSeq and is a predicted model, not a curated record.